UGAGUUCCGGACCGCAGCCCUCCGUCCUGCCGCGUCUCGUCCGGGAGUGUGACGGCCCUCAAACCGGCAUCUGGGUGGACUGGGCGGACCAAGCAGAGCCAGAGUUCGCCGGUCUGGCAGGUGAAGGGCUUGGGUCUGGGCACGGCGGCGUCGCAGCGCUGCAGGCGGCCAGGAGGGUCGCGGAACCCUUGGAGCCCGUGACUCGCUCUUGCGCCGCCCUCAAACGCGAUGAAGGCACUGAUCUUGGUGGGCGGCUAUGGGACGCGGCUCCGGCCCUUGACGCUGAGCAUCCCGAAGCCACUGGUGGACUUCUGCAAUAAGCCCAUUUUGCUGCACCAAGUGGAGGCGCUGGCCGCGGCAGGUGUGGACCACGUGAUUCUGGCAGUGAGCUACAUGUCUCAGGUGCUGGAGAAGGAAAUGAAGGCGCAGGAGCAAAGGCUGGGAAUCCGAAUCUCCAUGUCCCAUGAAGAGGAGCCCUUGGGGACAGCUGGGCCCCUGGCCCUGGCCCGUGACCUGCUCUCAGAGACUGAGGAGCCGUUCUUCGUCCUCAACAGUGAUGUGAUUUGCGACUUCCCCUUCCAAGCUAUGGUGCAGUUCCACCGGCACCAUGGUCAGGAGGGCUCCAUCUUGGUGACCAAAGUGGAAGAACCUUCUAAGUAUGGUGUGGUGGUGUGUGAGGCCGAUACGGGCCGUAUUCACCGGUUCGUGGAGAAGCCCCAGGUGUUUGUGUCCAACAAGAUCAAUGCGGGCAUGUACAUCCUGAGCCCUGCAGUGCUGCAGCGCAUCCAGCUGCGGCCCACAUCCAUUGAGAAGGAGGUCUUCCCUGUCAUGGCCAAGGAGGGGCAGCUGUAUGCCAUGGAGCUGCAGGGCUUCUGGAUGGAUAUUGGGCAGCCCAAGGAUUUCCUCACUGGCAUGUGCCUCUUUCUCCAGUCACUCCGACAGAAGCAACCUGAGCAGCUAUGUUCAGGCCCUGGCAUUGUGGGCAACGUGUUGGUGGACCCAAGUGCCCGUAUUGGCCAAAACUGUAGCAUCGGCCCCAACGUGAGUCUGGGUCCUGGCGUGGUGGUAGAGGACGGCGUGUGUAUCCGGCGGUGCACAGUGCUGCGGGAUGCCCACAUCCGCUCUCACUCCUGGCUUGAGUCUUGCAUUGUGGGCUGGCGCUGCCGCGUGGGCCAGUGGGUGCGCAUGGAGAACGUGACAGUGCUGGGUGAGGAUGUCAUAGUUAAUGAUGAACUCUACCUCAAUGGGGCCAGCGUGCUGCCCCACAAGUCCAUUGGCGAGUCGGUGCCGGAACCUCGCAUCAUCAUGUAACGGCCUUGGGGCUGAGCCUCCCUUUCUCCAUCGACAAGUGGAGCACUGGCCUGAGACCUCCGAAAGCCCCGGACUCACUGCCAUUUGAGGGGGCUGAAGCUGCUGGACACCUGCCUUCUCCUGGGGACAUAAUCCGGCAGGAUCCUUGCUGGGUGUGCCCCUCUAAAGCCUACUCCCUCAAGAAGGGGCAGGCCAGGGCUGUAUGGAAUAAUAAUUUAAUGUUCACUGUG
This is a messenger RNA of Sorex fumeus (smoky shrew), 1541 nucleotides long. It is a transcript of the gene GMPPB, whose product is annotated as GDP-mannose pyrophosphorylase B. Gene Ontology annotation, cellular component: cytoplasm. Gene Ontology annotation, biological process: cell wall mannoprotein biosynthetic process; GDP-mannose biosynthetic process. Gene Ontology annotation, molecular function: mannose-1-phosphate guanylyltransferase (GTP) activity; GTP binding. The transcript is spliced from 9 exons. The coding region runs from base 229 to 1311 and encodes 360 amino acids. Lineage: Eukaryota; Metazoa; Chordata; Mammalia; Eulipotyphla; Soricidae. The record is from RefSeq and is a predicted model, not a curated record.